AUGAAGAGGCAGAGAAGUUUCUCUUUUAAACCCACUAGAUCCUUAGUAAUUUACUUCACCAUCUCUUCCUCUAUCACUUUUCUCAUUUCCAUUAUCAUUUGGGUCAACAAAACCAAUACUCCUUCAGUCCCCCAAGAAACAGCUGUUCAGACUUUGACUAGUAAUUGUAAUCCAAAUAUUUCAGUACUAAAUGGUCUGGAAGAUUCAAUCUUGAAGUUGAAUGCUACACCCUCCAUUCAACCUGAUGAAAAUGCUUCUGGCUUUUCUGGGAUUAAUUCAAUUAUUAGUAGUGGGUUACAGACGAAGGAGAACCAAUCCCAAGUGGCGCAACAUGAUGAAGAAGACAGGGGUGGCGAUGAGUUAGAUAAUGCUAACUUCACAGCAGUGGCACAAAGUGCACCUGCUGCAAUCUUAUUUGGGCCAGAAGAGCAAAAUGCCCCAUUGAUGAACAUGACUGAAGAGCAAAAUGCUGCUUCUGGCUUUUCUGGGGUUAAUUCACUUAUUAGUGGAUUACAGGGGAAGGAGAACGAAUCCCAAGUGGCACAAAAUGGUUUACAUCAUGAAGAAGAAGACAGAGUCAGCGGUGAGUUAGAUAGGAACUUCACAGAUACUGCACAGAGUGCACCUGCAAUCUUAUUUGACAAGACUGAGGUCAAGACUGAAGAGCAAAAUGCACCAUUGAUGAACAAGACUAAAGAGAAAAAUGCUACUUCUGACCUUUCUGGGAUAAAUUCACUUACUAGUAGAUUACAGAGGUUGGAGAACGAAUCCCAAGUGGCACAGAAUGGUUUACAUCAUGAUGAAGAAGACAGAGUUGGCGGUGAGUUAGAUGGUAACUUCACAACAGUGGCACAAAGUGCACCCCCUGCAAUCUUAUUUGACAAGAUUGAGAUGAGGACCGAAGAGCAAAAUGCUCCAUUGAUGAACAAGACUGAUGAAGAGCAAAAUGCUCCAUUUUUGAACAAGGCCGAAGAGCAAAAUGCUGCGUUGAGUAAAAACAUUGAAGGGAAAAGUAGAAAGAGGAGGGGAAGGAAGAAGAAGACCAGAGCAACUUCAUUUGAAAAUACUCAAACUUCAAGUAGCAGGUUUGUUGAAGAAAAGAGAAUAAUAAAAGGAGGAUGUGAUUUUACAAGAGGGAGGUGGGUCUAUGAUAAGAGCUAUCCGUUGUACACAAAUGGUUCUUGUCCUUUCAUAGAAAAGAGUUUUAAUUGUCUAGGUAAUGGAAGAUUAGACGAAAACUUCAUGAAGUGGAGGUGGCAACCAGAAGAUUGUGACAUUCCAAGGUUCGAUGCAACAAAAAUGCUGGAAUUGAUGAGAGGGAAAAGGCUAGUUUUUGUGGGAGAUUCACUCAAUAGGAAUCAAUGGGAAUCCAUGGUGUGCAUGCUAAUGGGAGCUAAAAGAGGGCGCAGAAUCACCCAAGGGAAGGGCAAGUAUAAUUACAACUUCAUGGACUACAAGUGUACAGUUGAAUUUUAUACGUCCCCUUUCUUGGUUUAUCAAGGUAUGGCACGAGCAGGGAAGAAGCAGGUGAAAACCUUGCAAAUUGAUUCCAUGGAUCGCACUUCUUCUAAAUGGACAGGAGCUGAUAUUUUGGUAUUCAACACAGCACAUUGGUGGAACGAUCACAAGACGAAUGCUGG
This is a messenger RNA of Prunus mume (Japanese apricot), 1640 nucleotides long. Lineage: Eukaryota; Viridiplantae; Streptophyta; Magnoliopsida; Rosales; Rosaceae. The record is from RefSeq and is a predicted model, not a curated record.